This is a messenger RNA of Tupaia belangeri chinensis (Chinese tree shrew), 1247 nucleotides long. RefSeq names its product annexin A10 (gene ANXA10). Lineage: Eukaryota; Metazoa; Chordata; Mammalia; Scandentia; Tupaiidae. The transcript is spliced from 12 exons. The record is from RefSeq and is a predicted model, not a curated record. Gene Ontology annotation, molecular function: calcium ion binding; phosphatidylserine binding; calcium-dependent phospholipid binding. Gene Ontology annotation, cellular component: cytoplasm; vesicle membrane; nucleus. Bases 115 to 1089 code for a protein of 324 amino acids.
UUGAUUCAACAGUGAACCUUGAUUCUCUCUGGCUUUAUAGCAACAUAAAUCUAUGCAAUUGAUAACUUAUUGAGAAUUUUUAGGUCUGCUCUGAACUUCAUCAUCAUCAUCAAAAUGUUUUGUGGGGACUAUGUACAAGGAACUAUCUUCCCAGCUCCCAAUUUCAAUCCCAUAAUGGAUGCUCAGAUGCUAGGAGGAGCACUCCAAGGAUUUGACUGUGACAAAGACAUGCUGAUCAACAUUCUAACUCAACGCUGCAAUGCACAAAGGCUGAUGAUUGCAGAGGCAUACCAGAGCAUGUAUGGCCGGGACCUGAUUGGGGAUCUGAAAGAGCAGCUUUCACAUCAUUUCAAAGACGUUAUGGUUGGUCUGAUGUACCCACCACCAUCUUAUGAUGCUCAUGAACUCUGGCAUGCCAUGAAGGGAGUAGGCACUGAUGAGAAUUGCCUCAUUGACAUACUAGCUUCAAGAACAAAUGGAGAAAUUUUUCAGAUGCGAGAAGCCUACUGUUUGCAGUACGGCAAUAACCUUCAAGAAGACAUUUAUUCGGAGACCUCAGGACACUUCAGAGAUGUUCUCAUGAACUUGGUUCAGGGAACCAGAGAGGAAGGCUAUACAGACCCUGCUAUGGCAGCUCAGGAUGCAAUGGUCCUGUGGGAAGCCUGUCAGCAGAAAACAGGGGAACAUAAAACUAUGCUGCAAAUGAUCUUGUGCAACAAGAGCUACCAGCAGCUCUGGCUGGUUUUCCAGGAAUUUCAAAAUAUUUCUGGGCAGGACAUGGUCGAUGCCAUUAAUGAAUGUUAUGAUGGAUACUUCCAGGAAUUGCUAGUUGCAAUUGUUCUCUGUAUUCGAGAUAAACCAGCCUAUUUUGCUUAUAGAUUGCAUAGUGCAAUCCAUGACUUUGGUUUCCAUAAUAAAACCAUCAUCAGAAUUCUAAUUGCCAGAAGUGAAAUAGACCUCCUGACCAUAAGGAAAAGAUACAAAGAAAGAUAUGGAAAAUCUCUAUUUCAUGAUAUCAGAAAUUUUGCUUCAGGACAUUAUGAAAAAGCACUGCUUGCCAUCUGUGCUGGUGACGCUGAAGACUACUAAAAUGAAGAGAAGGAUUUGUAGAACUACAUACUCCUCUUUAUAGACACAUCAGAAUAUAUUUUUGAUAAAUUUGAGCUAUUGGUAGUACCAUAACAAAACUAUAAAUCAUAUUUUCUCUUCUAUCUUUAAAAUUGUUCAAAGCCAAGUAAAAUCCAUUA